Molecule: messenger RNA, 1437 nt
Organism: Bathycoccus prasinos
Lineage: Eukaryota; Viridiplantae; Chlorophyta; Mamiellophyceae; Mamiellales; Bathycoccaceae
Exons: 1
Coding region: 1-1437 (478 amino acids)
Source: RefSeq, a predicted model, not a curated record
AUGUUUGGCGCGACAGCUGCGACGACGACCUCUUCUGCCUGCGCUCAAAGCGCGCGACAGAGUUCGAGAGUCCUUUCGUCUUCGCUGACGAGCAGCAGCUCGACGUCGUCGUCGUCGGAAUCCUCGUUAUUGUUCUCGUCGUUAAGAAAUACUCAUCGUCACCGGCAGAGGAACGCGUCGUCACCGUCUUCGUCGUCAUCAUCAUCGAAGAAAGGAAAUGUAAUCUUAACCUCGGCAAAACUGGCAUUAAUCCCGUCCUAUUCCAACCUCCCGCACCCGGCGAAAACGGCGAAAGGCGGCGAAGACGCGUGGUUUAUCAAACCGGACGUGAAAGGUGGAGGGGUAAUCGGCGUCGCGGACGGGGUUGGUGGAUUUGGCGAUCAAGGCGUGGACCCGGGGUUGUACGCCAGAGUGUUGGCGUUUGAGUGUUUGAAAGCGCACCAAGUGUCCACGAAUCCGUUGUUUGGCGGAAGCGAUCCCAAAGCGAUGAUUUUGCAAGCGCAAAAGGAGACGAAAUUACCCGGGGCGUCCACGUUGUGCGUGGUGGAGAUUGAUAAGAGCGGGCAGUUGCGCGCCGCGAACGUCGGCGAUAGCGGGUUUAAGGUUAUCCGAGGAGGGGAGGUGGUUUUUGAAAGCACCCCGAGUCAGCAUUAUUUUAACUGUCCGUUCCAGUUGGGAUACAUGCCGUUGAGCGCGGACGCGGACGAUGCGAACGAGUGCGCGGAGCAGUACUCGUUUAAAGCGAUGGAAGGGGACGUCAUCGUCGUGGCGAGCGACGGCGUGUUUGAUAACGUAUUCAACGAAGAGUUGGUCAGAGUGGUCGGGAACAGUUGCAGUCAAGGUUUGUCCUACGAAUCGAUGGCAAAAUGUGCGGAAGACAUUGUUCUCGUGUCUAGGGCGCACGCGGAGGAUAAGACGUACGCGUCGCCGUAUUCUUUGGAGGCGGAGAAGUACGCCAAGGAAACCGGGACGAAAGUGAAAGUGCCGAGCGGCGGCGGCGGCGGUUUGUUUGGAGGAUUGAACAAGAUGAUGGGCAAAGGUGGAGGUGGAGGAGGGAAGAUGGACGAUAUCACGGUAGUGUGUGCGUUCGUCGGACCGACGGCGGAGGCGCAAGGAGAGAUUAUGAAAUCAGUCCAGUUAGCGGCUGGGUUGUACGACGAUUUGAUGCAAGCGAGGAAUAAAGCGAAAGGAGAAGAAGCGAAGACCUUGAGAACGGUACAGUUGAGGAAACAGAUGGACGAAGCGUUCGAAGAGUCGAAAGCGAAAGCGGAUAUGGCGAAAAAGCAGGAAGCGGCGGCGCCGUCGGAGUUUUCGAAGGCGCAAAUCGACGCCAUGGAUUCAGCCACCGUGAGACGGUUGUUGCAAGAGAGAGGCUUGCCGACGAGCGGGAAGUUGGAGCGGUUGAAAGAGCGCUUGGCCGGCGUCAAACGCAUGUGA